Anopheles moucheti is the source of this 920-nucleotide messenger RNA. RefSeq lists its product as uncharacterized. The transcript has 2 exons. NCBI's taxonomy places the organism in Eukaryota, Metazoa, Arthropoda, Insecta, Diptera, Culicidae. The record is from RefSeq and is a predicted model, not a curated record. The coding region runs from base 180 to 791 and encodes 203 amino acids.
GUCGUUUGUUUUGAAAAUGACACGAAUUAAGUUAUAAUUGAGGAAGCAUAUACCCGGCCAUUCUGCUAGAACACUGACAGUCCUACUUAGUGCCUGAUUAAUGAAGCCUACAGUGGCAAUACGUUUGUUAUAUUUUAAAUCACCAUUGCUAUUGAAGCUGUAACUUAUCGUCCAUAAUUAUGGCAUCGCUGCACCCCUUUAUGAUUCGCAUGAAUUAUGUGGAUCGAUCAACACCUUUCAGUAGCCGGAUGCGCAGAAGACGCUACUCGUCCACUGUCUCCUGCUACUCGAACCACUUUGCGGAUCAGAACAACAAUGAGCUGCUGCUACCGAUCGUCAACCCAUCGCGCAAGCGUCGCAACCUUGCGGCCUGCAUCUACAUGCCAGUAGCGACACCGAAUGAAGGUUCGGAGGACACUGUCGAACGAUCCCCACAGCUGGCUGUACAUCUAUUCGAAGGAUGCUCCGUAACGCUCCGGAAUGAGCAAACCGUAUCGGUAUCGACGGAAAGAUUUCUAGCAAUCGGACGGCUGUACUGUCAGGAUAAUGCCGUUUCAUCGAUGGCGUAUUACGUGCCACGCAUGGUUCCCGUGUCGAUGGUUUCGAGUUCAUAUCCUUGCGUCGACGCAGAGCUGAAAACGGAAACGAUCAUCCACUGUACGAAAAUCGAAUUCCGCCGCAGAUAUUUACCGGUAGCAUCGCAAACAGUCGAAAACGAUCAACGCAGGGAGGACCACGAACAGCAGCCAAGUUUCGUGUCAUACGCUUGCUGGAACGUUUCGGAAUAUUAGCGUGAAGUAAUUGUAACGAGACGCAUGUUAUCAGUAUUGAAACAUCAUUCUUAGGAUACGUUUAAGCGAGAUUUAUCCCUUUUUCUAUCUUUAUUUUGGAAUUCUUGUUUUAAAUAAUAAAAAGUAAAA